UGUCCUUAUCAUUCCCUUCCGUCUCCAUGGCGACUCACCACCUCGGCUUGCCUGCAUCCCAGCUUCUGCCAGGGAUUCUGAGCCAGGCUCUAUCCCUCCCUCCUAAUAGCCCUGCUCUGACGGGAAGUCAGCAAUCAAGAGACCAUCCCCCUACUUCACCCUCCACCUGCCACAAACCCGCCAGCCCUUCCAGGAGAAAAUCCAUCCUUACCUCUGGCUGAAGGUCUCUGGGCCUUCCUGCUGUGUCCAGACCCUCUCCCCAUCCCAGCCUCCCAUGCCGAGGCCCACCCUGUCAGUCACUUCCUUUUGUCAUCGGCUUGGCAAACAGGAGAGAAAACGGAGCUUCAUGGGAAACAGCAGCAACAGUUGGUCCCACGUGCAGUUCCCCAAGUUGGAGCUGGGGCUGAGGCCCCGGCCCGUGGCGCCCCGGGAGCUGCCUGCCUGCUCCAUCUGCCUGGAGAGGCUGUGUGAGCCCAUCUCGCUGGACUGUGGCCAUGACUUCUGCGCUCGCUGCUUUAGCACGCAUCGCACCCCAGGCUGCGGGCCGCCUUGCUGCCCCGAGUGCCGCAAGAUCUGCAAGCAGAAGAAGGGGCUCCGCAGCCUGGGGGAGAAGAUGAAGCUCCUGCCGCAGCGGCCGCCGCCUCCCGUGCUGCAGGAGGCCUGCGCUGUGCGGGCUGAGCCGCUGCUGCUGGUGCGCCUCAGCGCCUCCGGUGGCCUCAUACUCAGGAUGGGGGCCAUCAACCGCUGCCUGAAGCACCCCCUGGCCAGGGACACCCCGGUCUGCCUCCUCGCUGUCCUGGGGGAGCAGCACUCAGGGAAGUCCUGCCUUCUCAGCCACCUGCUUCAGGGCUUGCCGGGCCUGGAGUCCAGCGAGGGCAGCUGGCGGAGAGGAGAGGGGUCCUUGCAGGGGGGUGGUUGGGGAGCCAAUAGCCUCACCAGGGGCAUAUGGAUGUGGAGUCACCCCUUCCUGCUGGGGAAAGAAGGAAGAAAGGUGGCUGUGUUCCUGGUGGACACGGGGGAUGCCAUGAGCCCGGAGCUGAGCAGAGAGAUGAGGAUCAAGCUGUGUGCCCUCACCACCAUGCUGAGCUCCUACCAGAUCCUCAGCACCUCACAGGAGCUGCAGGAUACAGACCUGGACUACCUGGAGAUGUUUGUCCAUGUGGCCGAGGUGAUGGGCAAGCAUUAUGGGAUGGUGCCAAUCCAGCACCUGGAUCUCUUAGUUCGUGACUCCUCCCACCCCAGCCAGGCAGGACACAGGCACGUGAGUGACAUCCUCCAGGGACUGUCCGGCAAGUAUCCCAAGGUCCAGGAGCUGCUCCAAGGGAGACGGGCCCGCUGUUACCUCCUGCCCACUCCACAGAGGCAGUGGGAGGACAGAGGUCAAGGGAGCCCUGGUGAUGCAGAUGGCGAUCUCCACCACCAUCUCAGGGCAUACGUCUUGGAUGUGCUGAGUGCGGCCCCCCAGCACGCUAAGAGCCGCUGCCAGGGGUACUGGAAUGAGGGGCGCGCCAUGGCCAGGGGGGACCGACGCCUGCUCACGGGGCAGCAGCUCGCUCAGGAGAUCAAGAACCUCUUGGGCUGGAUGGGGAGGACAGGGCCUGGUUUCACCUCUCCGGAUGAGAUGGCUGCACAGCUACAUGACCUGAGGAAGGUGGAGACAGCCAAGAGGGAGUUUGAGGAGUACGUGAGGCAGCAGGACAUAGCCACCAAGCGCAUCUUCUCUGCCCUGCGGGUCCUGCCUGACACCAUGCGGAACCUCCUCUCCACCCAGAAAGAUGCCAUCCUGGCACGCCACGGGGUGGCCUUGCUUUGUAAGGGGAGAGAGCAGACCUUGGAGGCGCUGGAGGCCGAGCUGCAGGCCACAGCCAAGGCCUUCAUGGACUCCUACACGAUGCGCUUCUGCGGCCACCUGGCUGCUGUGGGGGGCGCUGUGGGGGCCGGGCUCAUGGGCCUGGCGGGGGGUGUGGUGGGCGCAGGCAUGGCAGCAGCCGCACUGGCUGCUGAGGCCGGGAUGGUGGCGGCCGGAGCUGCGGUGGGGGCAACUGGGGCCGCUGUGGUCGGGGGUGGCGUGGGGGCUGGGUUAGCUGCCACUGUGGGCUGCAUGGAGAAGGAGGAGGACGAACGGGUGCAGGAAGGGGACCGAGAGCCCCUUCUCCAGGAAGAGUAACAGCCCCAGGAAGGGACAAAGGGCUGGCAAUGUGAGGUGGGGGAAAGGAAGAGAAGGGCCCUCAUGUGCUGCACUGCCCUGGUUGAAUGACUAGCUUCCCAGCAGAUGGCUGAGGGGCUCAGGUGGCUCCAGGAACCUGGGGAGGCUGCACUUGGGGGAUACCUGGCCUGUUGCUGGCUGUAGACUGCGGCUGGUUCACAGCCAUCCCAGAUAGGCUGCGUCUGAGGCUCCACCACCCUAUUCAGUUCUUUGCCCUGAUGUCCCCAGAUGGUAGAAAGACCAUGUGGGUGCCAUCCUUGAGGUCAAGAGGCCUGUCCUUUCAUAGAUGGGAGGAGUCCCAGGAUGGCUGGCCUUGGUGUUCAGGAGCAGGAGACCUGAUGAGGGGCUGGGGAAGGUGGGGAACGGGAAGCACCUAGCAGAGGCAGGGGCAGGGCAGGCCAGGGCCCAGAACCCAGAGCAGAGAGGCUUGCCCCAAACUCUUCCCAAGGCUGCCCCAGCAGCACUGAGGUGGCUCCCACUGCUGGCUACAGCCCAAGGAGCCUAACCCCUUCCUGGGCCAUGCUCUUUGUGGACAGCCCUCACCAUGACCGGCUAAAUGCCAAAGAAUAACACCUUUAGCUGCAUCCUGAGCUAAAGCGGACAGACUUUAUAAUAGAGUCUAUCAAUGUCUUGCAAGGAAAAUAAAGUGAACAAAUUCUAUCCUUAAGCACACUCCCCCCAGGGCCUCUGCUCUGCUGCAGAAGAAGCCCCUGAUGCCGUUCCCCAGACACCACACCCUGAAGGAAACUCGGGGUGGGUUGUUUCUCUCCAGGGGACAGAAAGUCCUACUAGGAAGAUUUGUAGGCUAUUAAGCUGUGAAGGAUAGGUGGGCACAUUAUUCUUUAUUUUAUGAAAAAUAAAAUAU
This is a messenger RNA of Nycticebus coucang (slow loris), 3071 nucleotides long. RefSeq names its product ring finger protein 112 (gene RNF112). Gene Ontology annotation, molecular function: metal ion binding; GTPase activity; GTP binding. NCBI's taxonomy places the organism in Eukaryota, Metazoa, Chordata, Mammalia, Primates, Lorisidae. The record is from RefSeq and is a predicted model, not a curated record. The transcript is spliced from 15 exons. Bases 275 to 2167 code for a protein of 630 amino acids. Gene Ontology annotation, biological process: protein homooligomerization; endoplasmic reticulum organization.